CGUAAUAAAAAUGCAUAGAAAAUGCAUGUAAACUUGCAUGUAGGAUUUCAUGCGAACCCAUCCGGAAGCUGUUCUUUUCGAUUGGAAAUCCGUGUUCUUGUAAUUUACUGAUCAAGGAAAGAUAACUUUUUGCAUUGCAUUGAUGAGGUGAGUGUCAUAAAGCAGUUAGGAGUCAUUUAAAUUCUGUGAAACUUACCUUUCUGCCUCCAAGAGAAAAACCAAGACAGACUUGCUCUGGUUUCGAGUUAUUGUAACAGCAGAGGUCCUGUGGACAAACACCCCUACCCAUCACAAUGGCUACAAGGCGCACCAUCAAGAACAUUGUACACAAUUACACAGAUGCCCAGGUCAAAGUUCGAGAUGCGACCUCCAAUGACCCUUGGGGACCCUCCAGUUCACUUAUGUCGGAGAUUGCGCACCUCACAUACAACGUAAUGGCAUUCUCAGACAUCAUGAGCAUGAUCUGGAGGCGGCUAAACGAUCAUGGGAAAAACUGGAGGCAUGUCUACAAGUCGCUAGUCCUUCUAGAGUACAUCAUCAAGACAGGAUCAGAAAGGGUCGCCCAGCAGUGCCGUGAAAAUAUAUUCGCCAUCCAGACCCUGAAAGAUUUUGAAUUCAUUGAUAAGGAUGGCAAGGACACAGGACUUAACGUUCGAGAGAAGUCAAAGUCACUUGUGGCUCUUCUCAAGGAUGAAGAACGGCUGAAGCAAGAGAGAGUAAGGGCGCUCAAGGCCCAGGAGAGGUUUGCCCAGGCCUCACAGGGUAUAGGAAGUUCCACCGUGGGCAAGACAGAUUUCGAGUCCAGCCACGACAGUAACCAGUCUGAGAAUGCAGCUAACACCACAUCAGCGACACCCCCCAGAUCCUUAUCCACUGAUAUGGAGCAGGCUCGUCCUCAGACUAGCGGUGAAGAGGAACUUCAACUCCAGCUGGCGCUCGCCAUGAGCAGAGAAGAGGCAGAGCAGAAGGAGAAGGAGGUCCGGAGUGAUGACAUUAGAUUAAAAAUGGCACUUGAUGAAAGCAAAGAAAUACAGGCUCCCGCCGGAAGCCAGCAAGCUACUACACUGCUGAAUCUUGCAUCCGAUCCCAAAUGGUCUCCACCUGCAGCGCAGGAUCCUUGGGGUGCUCCAGCUCCAGCCACAUCUUCCCCAGCAUUCAACAACACUCAAGCCAGUGUCACAGUCAAUGAUCCAUGGAAGAACCCUUCACCUGCUCACAAAAACCCACCACCACAAGGAUCUCCCUGGGGCGCAUCCCCACCCUUAGCUGCAGCUGUGCCAGCCAGUGAUCCAUGGGGUGCUCCACCAGCUGCUCCUGCUCCAGCUCCCGCUCCAGCCGAUCCUUGGGGUGGUGUUGCAGCUCCUGCACCAGCCACAACACCAGCACCUGAGCCAUGGGGUUCCGCAGCUCCUGCACCAACCAAAAGUGACCCUUGGUCUAUAAAUGGUGGUGGUGCUGCACCUGACCCUGAUGCAGAAUUUGACAAGUUGAGAGUGAAGCCUGUUGAGGGAGCAGUCUCUGCCGUGAGCAUAGAUGAUUCCUUUUUUUCAGCACCUGUGGCAGUUCCUUCCUCCAAUAGCAAUGCAUUUGACAUGACAGGAAUGGACCAAGCACUUGGUAGCACUCCAGACAAGAAGAAACCAGAGGAUUUCCUUGGUAAAAACUCCAAACUGGUCAACUUGGAAUCUCUGAUUGGACCCACCAGGGAGACGGUUGGACAGCCAUCCAUGCAAGGAACCAAUCCGUUCAUGUCGGUACUUGGUGGUGCACCUCCUCCUGUUUCAACAGGUCUCCAAGCUCAACCACUCAACAACCCCUUCCAACAACAGAGGAUGCCAGCUCCUACCAUUAACCAGAUGAGAGCACAGCCUGUUGUGGAUGUCAAUGCUGGUUUUGGUGGGGGAGGAAUGGGUAUGGGUGGUGGUAUGGCCAUGGGUGGAGGUACUACCCUCCCACCCCCUCUUCUCCCAGCAAGUAGUGGCCCAUCCCCAGCUCAGCAACAAGCACAAACCAAUCCUUUCUUGCUGUAGCAUUGCCAGUUUCAUCAUUAGUAUUACCACAAAAUGUAUGGUGAUUUCAAAUGGACGUCUUAGCAAUCUUAUUACUGGUCCUGUUAUGCUUAUCAAUUAUCUACAUGCCAAGUCUAUUGUAUGAUACUCUUAGCAUUGAUGUUAAAUUGAAGAUGUUUCUUGAGUGAUAAUAUUAUGAUUAAUAUAUUCUUUAACAAAAUCAUUCAUUUGUAGUGUUUUGUAAAUACAAAUCUAAUGUGUGAAAGCUCAAAUUGUACUCUUGUUAAUUUUGUUUCCCUAUAAAUUCAAAGCUUAAUUUGUGGUGCGAUAAUUUUAGGGAAAGAUAGGUUCAUAAUCAUAUAUACAGGCUGUAUACUGAUUUUUUUUUCUGCUGUUACUGUACAAUGUACUUGUAAUUUAAAAAUAAUGUUUAACAGUACAGUGCAAAAUUGAAAAUCAGCUUUUAUUUAACUCUUUGAUAUGGUAUAUUGUACAAGGCAAAUGAAUGAGAAUAACUGCUUUAAGUUGUACUGUCGCAAAGAAAUAUCUCAGAGAUCAAAUUUUAUGUUGUAUGUAUUGUAUGCUUAAUUAUUUUGGGGUCGCAUAGAAUUAGCAAUAUUUACUUAGAAUUUAGAAUUAUGCUUUUUUUCUAUGGAUAAAUGCCCCAAAUAAUGACAUUUUCUGAAGCUUUAUCCUUGUUUGAAGAAUAAAGAUUGAAAAUAAUAAUGAUAUUAACUUGUAUGUUUCAGUAAAUUAUUGUUUGUAUGUUUUCAAAAUUAUGACCAAAUAUAUAUUUCAAAAGAUGACUUUUCUGCAAGACCCAUUGCUGCUCUGCACAUCUGUUAACAUUGUCUUUGCAAAAUUUAGGAGAGGGAAGUUGGCUGUGUAUUUAGUUUUUAUUAAUUUCAUCAUGAUAUUCUCCCACAGUCAUGUGUACACCUAUUGCUGCACAUGAAAGUUAAAUUUGGAGUCCUUAUUGAUUGAAGAGCUACGGAAAUAUCUCUAUUUGGAAAUACAUUUUACAACGUUAGGAAAUCUGCUUUUGUUUUGACCAUGAAUUUCAUUGUCAAUGAUGAAUGCUAGGUCCCUGUUCUAUUUAAAAAUUGCAGUUGACUGCAAAUUAUGCUUGCUCUCUACUCUUAUGUGUAAGAGACACUGAUGAAAAUUUGCUAUCAAGUGCAAGUCAAACUCCAAGUCUUGCAAUGAAUUUUGAAUGUGAUAUCGAUUGCUGGUCUGUUUCCUACAAGAAAUGAUUUACAACAUUUAAUUUUAAUUGAACAUUGGUAUGCAAAUUGAAAAUGCUUGCAAAGAAGUUUCUUGCAAUAUGCCAUAAUGUGAAAGUGCAUUAUUUUGUUGUAUUGACAUUGGUAUACUGAAAUAUAUGCACUUUCACUAGGGUAAUACAGGUAAUGAUGUACCGUACAUGCAUACAUAUUCAGAAAAUCAACAAGUUUACAGUGUACUACAUGUAUUUAGUUGUUUAUAGUAGAGGUGUAAUGUUCACCUCUACUCCAUAUCAGUUGAUAUUAUGUUUAUUAGUGGAAGUUGUAUUUAAUUUAUCAAGUAAUUUCCAGUCUCUUCAGCUGUUUGAGAUUUAUAAAUUGACGUGAAUGUUGGUGAUUAUGUAAACUUUGCAAAGAAGGAAAGCAAAUGCCUAGGAUACAUGGAAAAUGGCAUGAAAAAGACUUCUCUUUAAGAAACACAAUAGGUUUGUUGGAGGUGACGAUGGUUGAUUGAUGAACUAUAGGCUGUAACCACUGGUUUUUAGAUUUUGAAGUUGGUUUGUACUAUUCUGUCAGUUGAAUAAGGUCCCAGAUCUAGAUGGUCUAAUGAAAUAAGAUUGAUAUUCAGGCCCUAUAGUGACCUAAAGCUUAGUGAUUGAUCUGGGCCCCGUCUUACAAAGAGUUACAAUUGAUCCAAUCAAUCAUAACUCUAUGGAAAUCCAUCAGUGUCAUAAUUUUUUCUACAGGAAAUUUGCAAAAUGUCCUUUGUAUACAAAGGAGAUCACACCAAAUUGUCAAGAAAUCAAUAAAUUUAGGGAUAUACGUUCAUAUCUAUAAUUUUUUAAAAAAUAAACAUGCAUUUUAUAUGUUGACUUUGCUGGCCGUCCAUAGUUGCGAUUAAUUGGAUCAAUCGUAACUCUUUGUAAGACAGGGCCCUAGUCUGCUUUUUAACAAUCAUUCACAAUAAUCAAUGCAAUCAAUCACAGAAAUCAGCUGUACAAUCAAUCGCUAAGCUUUGUGUUAUGGGGCCCAGGGGACACAAAGAUUUAAGUAUGACUUAGAUUCGCACUUAAACGCCUAGUUGCGUGCGAUACAAAAGGCAUGACCACAUUGGUCAGAUCACAACUGCGUAUUAAUCAGUAAGAUUGUUCGUUUAAGUGCGACUCUAAGUCAUACUUAAAUCUUUUUUCUUUUUUCAACUCCUGUAAAGAAAACUACAGCCCAUUGCAGGAAGUAUGUAAAUCGAAUAGAUAAAAAAAAAUGUAAUUAAUGCAACUUGAUGUAAAUCCAACUUGUGAUCAUUUUGGACUUGGAUUUUCCUUCAGAGUUGCACAACUCUUACUGCAUUUGCCCCUACACAGUCUACUUGUACGUAUGGAUCUUGUGAAAGCUACUGGUACCAAGUCUCCACCUUCAGCAGUCUGUGCAUCUCUUUUCCAUCCUUCAAACCUUCAGUGAAAUGGCCAUGAGACUUUCCGAAUAACUUGGAAAGUUGUGUCACGUGCAGAUUUGUGAUUUAAUUCAAACAAAAUCUGAUUUCUAGUGAAGCAUCUAGCAUCGGAAAAAAAUGUACAAAAUCUUUAUACAUAUAUAUGCAAAUCUUUUUAUUUUUGUGAAUUUCUGUAAUAUGAAUAAUUGCUCUUUGACUAUGUUUACAUGUAGGUGAGUGGUGGAAUAGUAAUAACUGGGUAUACUUUUAAAAACAAACAUGUUGUUAGUACAUGCUGUUUGUAUGUUUGUUGAUAUAUGUUGUAGUUGUAUUUUGAAUUUUUAUUGGUGAAAGUGGUGGAAGGAAAAAUUUGAAUUGAUCAGUAUUUCAAGCGUUUAUAAUAAUUACUAAUUAAAAAUCUCUACUUCCCUUCCAUUCUUGGAUUGUCUUCAUUUAUAUAUAUAUAUAUAUAUAUAUAUAUAUAUAUAUAAAGAUUGUCAUUUCAUUUACUCUCCUUGGGGGUGUUUCACAUCUAGAUUAAAGUCUGAAUAAAAUUUGCACUUAAAAUCCAAAAUCCCAGUUGCAUGCGUAUAAAGGUAUUUUCCUCUAGCAUAUCAGUCAUUGAGAUUAUAUGUUAAAAGUUAUGCGCAUACUAGCACUUAUGCAUGGCUUGUAGUGGGCCUUAACUCUGUGUGAAAUGCCGCCAAGGUUUUCUUGCAUAUUUUGUUAAGUAUGAACUCGCAUAUAAAAUAUAAAUUCCUAUCUUUAAAUGUACAUCUUUAUACUAGUGUGUAUCCCUCUGCUGCUAUUAAAUACUUGUAAGUACAUAGAUACAUUUUAAAACUUUAAAUACUAUUAGUAUUGAUAGAAUGUGCAUCAUAUGUUGUUUGUUACUUUAUAAUAUUGGAGUUGAUUAAGUACUGGUAAACAAAGGACAGCUUCUGUUGCAAUGUUUUUAAUUGUGAAAUAAAUGAAUAUCACUGUAAGUUAAUCAUCACAAUUAAAUUAUUGAUUGAUUUACUUUAUGAUGGGCAUUUGGUAACAGUGUAUCAAUCUCAUCUCUUAUCAUCCUUUUUCUUCUGACCAUUAAAAAUAUUUGGAUGAAUCUGAAAUGUAAGGACAUUGGUGAUAUUGAUCUUUCACCAUCAUGGUUAUCAUACUUAUUUCAUUUUUUAGGAAUAAAGGAAACAGUCCUUCAAUGUUGAAAGUGCACAUAAAUCCCCCUAAUAAAAAUACAUUAAACUACAUGUAUUAAUUUGAAUGGUUGAAACUUUAAAUUAUUCAGUAAAAAUUGUUAAAUCCAGUAAUGGAAUUAACCUGCUUUUCCUUUAUUUAUGUUAUGCAAAGUAUCUAUAUGUAUUUAUGUUAAAAUUCUGGCCCUUAUCAAUAAAUUUUCAAUUUUAUAUAUAUACAAAAUUUGAAUAAGAAGCUGGUACAUAUAAUGCCUAUCAAUUGAGUCUUCUUUUUCAGUGUGAUUGCUUUAGAAGCACAGAUUAAUUUCUUGUAAGCCAUUUAUAUAGACAUUAAUUGUAUAGUGAAUGUGAGAAAAGUUUACCAGUAAAUACAUGUAUCAAAUUUG
Lytechinus variegatus (green sea urchin) is the source of this 6240-nucleotide messenger RNA. It is a transcript of the gene epn1, whose product is annotated as epsin-2-like. The record is from RefSeq and is a predicted model, not a curated record. The coding region runs from base 294 to 2030 and encodes 578 amino acids. Gene Ontology annotation, biological process: endocytosis. The transcript has 5 exons. Gene Ontology annotation, cellular component: plasma membrane; endosome; clathrin vesicle coat. Gene Ontology annotation, molecular function: clathrin binding; phospholipid binding. NCBI's taxonomy places the organism in Eukaryota, Metazoa, Echinodermata, Echinoidea, Temnopleuroida, Toxopneustidae.